Pochonia chlamydosporia 170 is the source of this 8769-nucleotide messenger RNA. Its product is annotated as polyketide synthase. The coding region runs from base 1 to 8769 and encodes 2922 amino acids. Gene Ontology annotation, molecular function: fatty acid synthase activity; phosphopantetheine binding; oxidoreductase activity. The record is from RefSeq and is a predicted model, not a curated record. NCBI's taxonomy places the organism in Eukaryota, Fungi, Ascomycota, Sordariomycetes, Hypocreales, Clavicipitaceae. Gene Ontology annotation, biological process: secondary metabolite biosynthetic process; fatty acid biosynthetic process. The transcript has 12 exons.
AUGAAGAAGAAGGAUGAAACUGUGCCGCCUGUUGCCAUCGUGGGCAUUGGUUUACGGCUUCCUGCUGGUAUAUCCACGCCCGACGACUUCUGGAAGCUCCUCAUUGAAAAGAGAGAUGGCAGGUGCCGUGUUCCAGAGACGCGGUAUAAUGUGGACGCUUUCUAUAAUGGCGGAAAACAGGGCCGUCAGCUUGUUGCGUCUGACCACGGCUACUUCCUGGAAGAUGUAGACCUCAAACGCUUUGAUGCCGGUUUCUUCUCAAUGAGUAGGUCCGAGGCAGAAAGCGCAGAUCCACAACAAAAACUACUGUUGGAGGUUGUGUGGGAGUGCAUGGAAAGGGCGGGACAAACGAAUUGGAGAGGAAAAAAUAUUGGAUGCUACGUUGGUGUCUUUGGUGAAGAUUGGCAUGACAAUGUGUCGGCGGAUUCCUAUGCUUCGCCGUUUGCUCGAAUAAAUGGGUCUGGAGAUUUUGUACUAUCGAAUCGCCUCUCGUAUGAAUAUGAUCUCCAGGGUCCAAGCAUGACAAUACGGACUGCAUGUUCUUCAUCAUUGGUAUGCCUCCAUGAAGCUUGUCAGGCUCUCUAUGCCCGCGAAUGCUCGGGGGCCAUUGUAGCGGGCACGAGUCUUAUAAUGAGUCCAUCUAUGACCAUGGCGAUGAGCCAACAAGGGGCAUUGGCUCUUGACGGACGCUGCAAGACAUUUGAUGCUGCGGCGGAUGGAUAUGCCAGAGGAGAAGCUGUGAAUGCCAUUUAUUUAAAACUUCUUGAUGAUGCUAUGAGAGACGGGGAUCCCAUUCGAGCUAUUAUCCGGUCUACUGCGACUAAUUCUGACGGCAAGACGGCCGGCAUGAGCGUUCCUAGUGCGACAAGCCAGGAACGUAUGAUCCGCAGGGCGUACGAAAAGGCCGGAAUCACAGACCUUUCCCAGACGCCAUACUUUGAAUGCCAUGGAACGGGUACAAAAACUGGGGACCGCAUUGAAACAACAGCUAUUGCGAAUACAUUUGGCGAGAAGCCGCUAUAUAUAGGAUCAGUGAAACCAAAUCUCGGACAUGCUGAAGGAGCAUCAGGCUUGAAUAGUCUCAUAAAAGCUGUUCUAGCAUUGGAAAACAACAUCAUCCCGCCUAACAUCAACUUUAACGACCCGAAUCCAGAAGUUCCAUUUGCAAGAGGGAAGUUACUCGUACCGACGGACGCAAUACCCUGGCCAACAGACAGAUCUGCUCGAGUCAGCAUCAAUUCUUUUGGGAUAGGUGGAAGCAAUGCGCAUGUAGUCAUUGACUCUGUGGCGUCAUUUACCAUAUCACCAGUUCAACAUGGCAUAGCUAAUGGAACGAAUGGUGUUCAUGAAAUAGCCUCUCUGUCGCCUUACGGUAAAUUAGUUCCUAAUGGACUUUCCAAUGGGUUGCAAAAUGGGUUGCAAAAUGGCACAGCGAAUGGUUGUCAUCCGGACCAGAUCAACGCUUAUACAAACAACUAUGUUAAGAACAGGCUAUUUCUUCUUCCCCUUUCUGCCAACAACUCUGGAUCGCUCGAAAAGUCAAGACACAAUAUCAACAAGUACCUGCAACUCCAUCCCACAUCUCUGGAAAAUGCUGCAUACACUCUUGGCAUGCGAAGAGAUCACUUGCAACACAGAACGUUCUCCAUUGUUGAGGAGUCUCAAGUCACUGCCACUAGCGAAUUGUCUCGGAAGAUUUGUCCAGGGCUGGUUGACACGGUAUUCGUAUUUACUGGACAGGGAGCCCAAUGGAGCCACAUGGCACGAGAACUUAUUUUAGAAGUCUCAUCCUUCCGAGAAGACAUCCGUGCAUUGGAUUGUAGUUUGCAAAAUCUGGAGGACCCUCCCUUGUGGAGAAUUGAAGGAGAAGACGACCUAGUAAACCUGUCCGAGUAUGCUCAAACGCUAUGUACAGCAAUUCAAGUAGCAUUAGUCAAUCUUCUCAGGAAGAGUGGAGUGAAGCCAUCUGCAAUCAUCGGUCAUUCGAGUGGAGAGAUUGCCGGUGCUUACGCCUCAGGGGCAAUGACAGCGACCGAAGCAAUCAUCAUAAGCUACUACCGUGGCAUCACAGCAAAGCAGAUAAGCCGAAGAGGUGCAAUGGCUGCAGUUGGUCUAAGUCACGAAGCAGCCGCUCUUGUUGUGACUGGAGAUGUGACUGUGGCUUGCAUCAACAGCCCUAGGAGCGUCACGAUAUCUGGGGAUGUACAAGCUGUUGAGAAUACGUUAGAAGCAAUUGACACUCAAGAUCCCACGAUAUUUAGACGCAAGUUGAAAGUCAACACGGCGUACCACUCUGAGCAUAUGAAGGAGGUCUCUGAAAUGUACGAAAGGCUAUUGAGUCCACACUUGAACCCGGGAACCUGCAGUGUCCCAUUCUACUCUAGCGUCACUGGCUCUCGCAAGAUUCAAACGGCUGUGUUGGACAAGACUUAUUGGAGGAGAAAUCUUGAGUCGCCAGUGCUUUUCUAUCAGGCUACCAAGGCAUUAUUGAAGGAUUUCGACAAGAGUCAGCUUAUAUUCGUGGAAAUUGGACCACAUUCUGCGUUACAGGGUCCUCUCAAUCAAAUAUUCCAAGAACAUUCUGAUAACGCACCAAUCUACGUUCCAACGUUGACGCGAGGCAUCAAUUGCAUGGAGUCCUUCCUUCGAUCCAUUGGCCAGCUCUACACAUGUGGACAGGAAAUCAAUUUCUCAUUCAUCAAUCCGCCCGGCAACAUACUGACAGACCUUCCAACAUAUGCUUGGGAUCAUUCCGUCGAGUUUUGGAACGAAAGUCGACUUUCAAGUGGCUUCAGGUCAAUGAAACACCAGCACCAUGAGCUCCUAGGAGCCAUUUGCACAGGGAUCAAUGACACUGAGCCAAUUUGGAGAAACAUCUUAGAUAUAAUCGACGUCCCUUGGCUCAAAGACCACAAGGUCCUAAACGACAUUGUGUUUCCAUGUGCGGGAUAUAUUGCCAUGAUUGGUGAAGCCAUUCGGCAAGUAACUGGUUCGGAAGCCUACACUAUAAAGAAUCUCUUCAUUCAAUCUGCACUAGUAUUGCAAGAGACGGGAUCUGUUGAACUUCAUACCUCUAUGAAGCUACGGAGGCUGACAGACACUGCCAACUCCUCAUGGUAUGAGUUUUCUAUAUCGUCAUUUAACGGUACAUCGUGGACUCAGCACUGCACUGCUCUCGGACGCGAUGCCAAAAACGUUUCAACAUACAACAAAAGUUUUCACGCACUCCCGCGGUGCUUGUCGAAAGGUUACUGGUAUGAUCGGUUACGUCAUUGGGGUCUUCAAUACGGUCCAACAUUUCAAAGGAUGGAAAACAUUACCGUUGAUGUCGAGGAGACAGUUGCAAGAGCGACUAUACGUGAUCAACAGAUGGUAGAUGGACCUUGUUAUCCCGUUCAUCCCAUUACGAUCGAUCUUUGUUUACAGCUAUACCCUGCUGCUAUGACGAAUGGACUAGCUCGCCGGCUAACAACGCUGAUAGUUCCCUCGUCAAUUGGGGUUAUUCAUAUUUUUCCUUCCAUGGGACGAGAAUUGAAUGUGGAAACCAGAGCAUAUGUCACUAGUGCUGGAUCCAGACGUGGAAGCUCUGUUGCAGUGGCGGAAAAUCAAGAAGCUAUUUUGAUCAUGGAAGAUGGUAGAAUGGCAACUCUCGAUACUGGGGCCAAUCGAACAUCAUCGGGUCAUACGUCGGCAUCCCAAUUACUAUGGCGCCCAGACAUAGAUUUCAUUGACGUGAGUAGUCUGAUGCACUCCACCAAGAAGCCACGGGAUGCAUGGAUGAUCAUGGAAAUGGCUUGCGCGCUGCACUUACUUCGAACAUCGGAUGCCUUGAAGACUAUAGAAACGGAUUCAAGGACAACCCCAAGCUAUCUGGUCAAAUACUCAUCUUGGCUAUGUAAAGAGCGAGCGAGAAUGGCUGCAGGCGACUGGGAUGUGCUAUGUCCAGAGGCAAAAGGUUUCACGUCUCUGGAUUCUGAAGCUAGAGAGGCGCUUUGCAUUUCGGUUUCUCAGGAGAUGGAGGGCUGGAAAGACGAAAAUGUUUGCAAAUUAACCAAAACACUUACAAGUCUCUCGGAUAGCGCCCAUGUUCAAGAUGUAUUUCUCGGAAUGACAAAUCCGCUUGAAGUACUUACAAGAGACGGCGGUCUAACAGCCAUGUACAACAUGAUCCGUGGUAGAGUCACCGGCGAAGAGUUUCUAUCUCUGUGCGCACAUGCGAAUCCAACUCUCAGGAUCUUGGAAGUAGGAGCUGGAACUGGUGCUACUACUCAAGAUGUUCUAGAUUCAUUGAAGUCGGAUGAUGGCCGUCCGAUGUAUUCCCAUUAUUGCUUCACAGAUAUCUCACCGGGGUUUUUCUCGGCGGCAAAGGAACGAUUUGCAGGGUACUCUAACAUGCAAUACAAGGUCUUGGAUAUCUCCAAAGACCCAAAGGAGCAGGGCUUUGAAACAGGAUAUUAUGACUUGGUGGUCGCAUCUAAUGUUCUACAUGCAACUCCAUCGCUGAAUGAUACGCUGUUGAACGUGAAGGCUCUGCUUCGUCCAGGGGGUCGGUUAUUCCUCCAGGAGCUCAUUGAACCUAUGGGAUGGCACUUCAACAACUUCAUCAUGGGCUUUCUGCCCGGCUGGUGGCUCGGUGAAGAUGAUGAUCGACUGGAUGGACCGUUUGUAUCCGUCGAGCGAUGGGGACAAGAACUGCAGAGGGCAGGUUUCUCCGGGAUUGAUGCAGCAGUAUUAGAUGACGAAUCUCCCUACCAUAUAAAUGCUAACAUUGUAGCGACGACGGUCAAGUCACAGACUAGAUCAGGCAAUGUUACUCUGCUGUACAAGGACACCAAGGUUAAGUAUGCUUGUGACCUUGCUGAUCGUCUGGAAGCAAGCGGCUUCAGGAUCCAUUGGAAGCAGUUAUGUGAUCAGCAUAUCCUGCCAGAACAGGAUGUUAUCUCGACAAUUGAAUUAGAGGGGCCCUUUCUACAUGCAAUCAAAGAUGCGGAUUACUCUGACCUCAUGGAAUAUAUUCCAAAGCUCAGAAGCGGGUUGUUGUGGCUGACUCGAACAGCACAGAUUGAAUGCAUAAAUCCUGAGUAUGGGCUCACAAUUGGACUUGCUCGCACAAUCAGAUCUGAACUGUCUCUCGAUUUUACGACGGUAGAACUACAAACGCUUGAUGAUGAAGCUGUUAGUUCGGUUGUCAACAUAUUUCACAAGUUCCAGUGUCGAUCCGAAAGGGAGAGCUUCUCAUUCGAGCCAGAAUUCGCCGUUCACAACGGUGUAGUCCAUAUUGGGCGCUACUAUCCCAUAUCGCCGGAAGAAGCGCGAGCUAAAAGCUUGGAAGAUGGCCCAACCCGUCUAACUGUUAACCAGGUUGGCCUGAUCGAUUCCUUGGAAUGGGUUCAGUACGAACAAGACCGUGUGCAAGAAGAUGAAGUAGAGCUGGAAGUUCACUGCGUGGGCUUAAACUUCAGGGAUGUCCUUGUAUCCAUGGGAAUGGUGGAAGAAAAGCAUAACAGAAUAGGCAACGAGGCAGCCGGUAUCAUUACUCGGGUAGGGUCAGCGGUUCGUCAUGUGACAAAGGGUGACAGAGUUAUCGUCAUGGACAGCGGUUGUCUUGCAACCAGAACGGUCACUCUUGGAUAUAAUGUCUUCCCAAUGCCGCCUGAGCUAAGUUUCGAGGAUGCGGCCACGUUUCCCGCUGUCUUUGGUACUGUCAUACACACGAUCAUCAAUGUUGGUCGACUGGAGAAAGGAGAGUCAAUCCUGAUUCAUUCGGCUUGCGGUGGUGUUGGUCUAGCGGCGAUCCAAAUCUGUCGGAUGAUUCAAGCAGAGAUAUACGUGACAGUUGGGACUGAGGAGAAGAAGAAGUUUUUGGUCGAGCAUCACCAUAUCCCUAGCGAAAGGAUAUUCUACUCACGAGAUGAGUCGUUUCUCAAGGAUGUCAUGGAUGCCACCACUGGUCAGGGUGUUGACAUGGUACUCAACUCUCUCGCCGGAGAGCUAUUGCACGCUUCGUGGCAAUGUGUUGCCAAGUUUGGCAGAAUGAUGGAAAUUGGGAAGCGUGAUGUCGUUGGGCGAGGAAAGUUGGCCAUGGACCAAUUCGAGCAGAAUAGGGCAUUCCAUGGCAUUGAACUGAGAGAGCUGAGACUACACCGGCCCCAGAAAGUACAAGAGCUCAUGAAUCAAUGCAUGGACUAUUACAAACAGGGUUUCAUCAAAUCCAUACGACCUGUCAAAGUAUUUCCCGCCGAAAGCGUAAAGGAAGCUUUUCACUAUAUGCAAAAAGGAAAGCAUAUCGGUAAAAUACUAAUCAGGAUGCCUAAAGAGGCCAAACAACUCUCUACAUCAGCAUCUCAGACGGUCAUCAAGUUUUCCCCCACAGCCACAUAUCUCAUUGUUGGUGGCAUGCGUGGUCUUGGAAGGGCGAUUGCGACUUGGAUGGCCGAACACGGUGCUCGAAGUUUUGUGUUUCUCUCGCGAUCAGCUGGUCAGCAGGCGGAUGAUCAGGCAUUCCUGGGAGAGCUCGCUGCCCAAGGGUGCUCUGCUAUCGCAUCGGCAGGCAAUGUAGUCGAACUCGAUGAUGUGAAGAGAGCCAUAGAACGUGCGCCGUCAAGGAUCGCCGGUGUAUUCCAACUAUCCAUGGUUCUGAAGGACCUUGCGGUAGAGAACAUCACCCACGAAGACUGGCAGUACGUGCAAAACCCAAAGGUUAAAGGAACAUGGAACCUUCAUAAAGCCUUGUCAGACUGCGACUUGGGCUUUUUCAUCUUGUUUAGCUCCCAGUCAGCUGUUUAUGGCCAACCCGGCCAGGCACAUUAUGCUUCAGCAAACACCUUCCUCGCCUCGUUUGCUCAAUACCGGCAUGGGCUAGGGUUGCCAUGCUCAGUAAUUGAUGUUGGUGCAGUCGAAGGUGUCGGAUAUGUCAGUCAAAAUGCGGCAAUCCUCAAACAGUUUCGGGAGUUUGGCGUACGAUUCUUGCAGGAGCAAGACCUGCUCGACGCCAUAACACUUAGCAUAUCCCAAUCACCUCCGGAGGCAGAGACCAAACGUAGCGCUUUGUAUAGACCAAUCGGACAUAUAACUACGGGUAUGGCAUCCGAAACGAGCGUUCGAGAUCGCUGUCCAUGGAGGAACGACAUUCGACUAGCAUUUCUACGCCAGUUGGGUUCUACAGAGGAUACAAUUGCAGCAUGUAAUGAUGCAGCUCUACGGGCACUACUGGACUCAGCGUCUGUCGAUUUUGAGAUUCUGCGAGAACCAGAAAGCUUGUCGAUUGUCACAGCGGCGAUUGCUCGCGCUCUCUGUGGGUUUACAUUGUAUCCAGAAGAAGACCUUGAUGUGACGGCUCCAUUGAGCGCUAUGGGUAUCGAUUCUUUGGUCAGUAUCGAGAUUCGAAACUGGUGGCGACGAGCAUUUGGCAUCGACAUUACUGUUUUAGAAAUCGCCAACGGUGGUUCAGUCCACAAACUUGGCGUAAUGGCACUCACAGGACUCCAAGAAAAGUAUUCCCCGAAAACAGAGGAGCACACCAGCGAAACAACGCAGGGUCAAACACUGAAAGUCAAAGGCGAUCUCAAUAGAGAAUUUCGGAACUACAUGGACUCGCCAUGGGAUCUUGACAACUUCAUCGCGCAGCCAGUCACAAGACUUCCCAACCAAGCAACUGUCCUUCUCACCGGUGGAAGUGGCUAUCUCGGGACAGAAAUCCUCAGACAGUUGGUUAGAAACGAGACAAUCAAGUCUAUCGUCGUACUUGUCAGAGCAGAAUCAGAACCCCACGGAUUACAACGCAUCAAAGAGGCAUCACUGCUUGCACAGCGAUGGACAGCAGGGGAUGAGCAAAAACUCGAAGUCUGGACAGGUGAUAUCAGCAAACCAGACUUGGGACUUCAAGCAAAGCAACUGGCUCGAAUUCGAGGACUCUCAACCAGCCGCUCAAAUAUAGAUGCAAUUAUUCACAACGGCGCAGCAGUCAGUUUCAAUGCCGACUUUGCAGCGCUGAAAGCUUCAAACGUCGAUUCGACCAUCCAGCUGCUCAAACUGGCAGCAACGUCACCCGCCUCACCAAAAUUCGUAUACGUCUCUGGUGGUAUGAAAUUCGACACUCGCCAGAAAUUUGUCGACAUUGCCGAUGAUCUGACCAACUACUUUGGCUAUUCCCAGACAAAAGUCAUGUCCGAAAGGAUCAUACACGAACUCGCAAUGAAGCUUCCACUCACGCAGAAUAGGCUCUCUGCCGUGAAACCAGGCCUCAUUAUCGGUUCUGCAGACACUGGGAUUUCGAAUGUAGAUGACGCGCUGUGGAAUGUGGUAGCCUCCGCAGCAGCAAUGGGCAUCUUCCCAGAGGAACCGGAAACGAGCUGGAUACACGUGAGUAGCGUGGAUGCCAUUUCUGCGAGGAUCGUUCAGCAGCUGUUCUCUCCUGAUAUUCUUCCUUUGGAUGACAUUGUUGAUGGGAUGCCGUUGUGCAGGUUUUGGGGGAUUGUGGCAGAGGAGUUGGGCGUGAAAUUUGUGUCAAUGCCGUGGGAGGAUUGGAUGAAGAGGGCUACCGUGGAAAUGGACACGGUUGGGAAGAAACAUCCUCUUUGGCCGGUUCAGCAUAUGUUUGUGAAUAGACCGCCGGUGAUGACGGGCCCGGGUAAUAUGUUCGACCAAAAGCCUAUAGAAUUGGCUUUGAGGAGAAGUAUUCAAUACUUGCUGCGGGUUGGUCUUCUCAAACAAAGUAAGCAAGCAGGACAACUCACCGAGAAGACCAUCGGAAGGACCAAAUUUAUGUAG